Tyto alba (common barn owl) is the source of this 3748-nucleotide messenger RNA. RefSeq names its product pseudouridine synthase 1 (gene PUS1). The record is from RefSeq and is a predicted model, not a curated record. Gene Ontology annotation, cellular component: nucleus. Lineage: Eukaryota; Metazoa; Chordata; Aves; Strigiformes; Tytonidae. The coding region runs from base 108 to 1526 and encodes 472 amino acids. The transcript is spliced from 5 exons. Gene Ontology annotation, biological process: mRNA pseudouridine synthesis; tRNA pseudouridine synthesis. Gene Ontology annotation, molecular function: pseudouridine synthase activity; RNA binding.
GGGGGGGGGGGGGGGGGGGCGGCGGGAACGGCCUCGACUCGCAGCCUCCUCACCCCGCCGGGCUCCCCGGCACGGCUGCGGGGCUGCGGGCUGUCGUGUGGGGCGGGAUGUGCCGGCCCGGCCGCCCUUCUCCCGCCGGGAAUGGCGGCGGCCACGGGGGAGCUGGCACGGCCGAGCGGGGAGCGGGCGCCCCUCCCGCCCCCAGCUCCUUGAUCAGCCCUGGGUGCCCCCUCCGCUGCUCCGGGCGAUGGAGCUGUCGCUUUCUGCCGCCGUUGCUUGCUGAGUCCCGUCCGCUGUUCCGUCCCUUGCAGGUUCUCACAAUGGCUGAGGAUUUGAGAGCAGCGGUUGCCGGCCAGACGAAGAGACUGAACAGCAGCAGAGAGGUGGUUGAAAGGCUGGGAGAAAACGGACAUCAGAAUAAAAGGUUGAAGAGAGAUGUGGAUGAGGAAGAUGUGGACGAUCAGAAUAAAAAGUCACCCAAAAGGAAGAUUGUGUUGUUGAUGGCAUAUUCAGGGAAAGGCUACCACGGGAUGCAAAGAAAUGUGGGAUCUUCACAGUUCAAGACAAUUGAGGAUGACUUAGUAUCUGCCCUUGUUCGGUCAGGCUGCAUCCCAGAAGACCAUGGGGAAGAUAUGAAGAAAAUGUCUUUUCAGCGGUGUGCUCGAACAGAUAAGGGUGUGUCUGCAGCUGGACAGAUUGUGUCACUGAAGGUCAGGCUAAUAGAUGACAUCUUAGAAAAGAUCAAUAGCCAUCUUCCUUCUCACAUCAGAAUUCUGGGUCUGAAGAGAGUCACUGGGGGAUUCAACUCCAAGAACAAAUGUGAUGCCAGAACCUACUCUUACAUGCUGCCAACAUUUGCCUUUGCCCAUAAAGACCACAAUGUGCAAGAAGACGUUUAUCGACUGGACAAAGAGACCCUUGAAAAAGUCAAUAAACUGCUUGCAUGCUAUAAAGGAACACACAACUUCCACAACUUCACAUCUCAGAAGGGACCCAGGGACCCCAGUGCCAAGCGGUACAUAAUGGAGAUGCACUGUGGAGAGCCGUUUGUGCGGGAGAACAUAGAGUUUGCUGUCAUCAAAGUGAAAGGUCAGAGUUUCAUGAUGCACCAAAUAAGGAAGAUGAUUGGGCUGGUGAUAGCUAUUGUGAAAGGUUAUGCUGCUGAGUCUGUCAUAGAGCGCAGCUGGGGAGAGGAGAAAGUAGAUGUCCCCAAAGCCCCAGGACUCGGGCUGGUCUUGGAAAGAGUACACUUUGAAAAAUACAACAGACGUUUUGGAAAUGAUGGGCUGCACGAGCCACUGGAGUGGACAGAGGAGGAGGAGAAGAUUGCUGUUUUCAAAGAGCAGUAUAUCUAUCCUACCAUUAUCAACACAGAAAGGGAGGAGAAAUCCAUGGCAAACUGGCUAAACACCCUCUCCAUUCAUGAUUUCAACUCUUCUGCUGUUGGGAUGCAAGCUAACAACAAAAAUUCAAAGAACAACAGCGAUCUCGAAGGCAGUGAUGGUUGUGAUGAUGAUUCCGACUGAGCCAGUAAGUGGCUGGACGUGGGACCCUUACUGCUUGCAUUUCCCUUUGUCUACAAAAAAGUGGCCUUUCUAAAUCCAAGAACCCAGUAAAUCAGGGGUUUGUGUGCUUGCAGAACAAGAACUGGAUGCCCAGGAGAAACUGGGUGGGGAAAACAGUGUAGCAGAAAAAGUAGAAGCAGCAUUUUAUACCACUGACUGAUUCACCUGACUGGUAUACUUGAAAAUAGUAUAACAAGAAAGAAGCUUUCGAAAAUAAUCUUGCAAUGCGGGAUGUCUUAAUUGCUAUUUGAAUAAUGUUUUUAUUACAUGUUUACCUGGAAACUAGUACUUUAAAUAUGUAUAAUCUCUACAUAAAGAUGGGGCAAAAUGUUUUAUUAUGCUCAUUUUUGAUUAUUAUAAUGAAGCUAUGACUCCAUGAACUUUUGAUAUUUUUUUUAUUAUUGUUAUAUUCUCCACCUUUUACUUAAUUGGAUCUCUAAACACCAUUAAGUUUUUAUUUUCCAUGGCAUCUAUGACUUUCCUGUGGAAUAACAUGCAUGAGUUAGGAACUCAUUAUCAUACUGACUGCUGUGCAUUCUUUUGGUAUCAAAACAAAAUUUCUGUGUUUUCUAAAGCUUUUCAAGUCUAAAAAGUGAUUUCUUACUCAGUGAGAGGUCUUAAUUUUGGAAUGUGGGCUGAACCACAUAUUUCAAGAUGAGACCUUUUCCUUGGGAGAUGUCAUCCUCCAAGUAUUGCCCGUGUGCUUGGGCAGACUUAAAAAUAUAUAUCCAUAGCUACUUGUGUAAUUGGGCCUUUACUGCCUGAAGUGUUGUUUCAUACACCUGUAGUUGAGAUGUGAGGAGAUGUAAAUUAAUUGUUAGGACUGCAAUUCAAAGUGUGCAGCUGUGAACAUUCUAGUGUUGCCCGUGGUGGAUCACUGUAUGUGUUGCUGUUGGUUUAGUAUUUCUGUUUUUAGUGGAAACUCUCUAGCCGUCUGCUGGAUUCAGGUUGAAUCAACUUAGCAUGUGUGAAAGGAAUGGUGCUGACUUCCUCUGGGCUUUAAUCAAGUCUGCAUUCACUUUGUGUGUGUGAACUCUUAAUCCCCAUCAAGCUGCUCAGAAUAGAGGAAUGUGUGCAAUGAUGUGGGAAGCACAUGUCUGAGGACAGACUUCCUUUAGGAAUUGAUUUUAAUUUUCUGUGUUCUGGGGACCUGCGUACUCUGGAGUUCCUUCUCUCCUUUCCCCAACUGUGGUUUGACUUCUGGUUCUUGUUUCCAACUCUCUGUGAAGGUGGUGGAAGAAAAAACAAGUAAAGGCAGCAGCCCUGCUGUCAUCUCUGUCUGUAGAACACUCUUGGAAUGGGUGGAAUGAGACUCUCCAGGCAUUUGGGUAUUAGUACAAGCGUUUGUUAUGCUUCUCUAGCUGGGUCUGUAUGGAGACUAGCUUUGUAAUAUGGUAGUUACUGAAAAUGCAUUGUCAACUCUUUGCUCUUCAUUCAGUGGUUUCUGGCCAAAGCCUCCAGGCUUCUUCUGGAAUUACUUUUUUUUUUUUUUUUUUUGCCAAAGCACAGCUAACCUUUAAAAGGGAUUUGUUUGUUUUACUUUAUCAGGGUUUUAAUUAGAGCCUUGUACUUUAUUGUGAAGGCCUUGCUCUAUUUUAUGAGAGCAAGUGUGUAAAAGUGUUCUGGAGAGGGACUCGGUACCUAAGUUUUCAUUUCUGUCCCUUGCUGGUUCAUACUAUUGACCUAAUCUGCAUUAGUCUUCUAUCCAAAGCUCUAUCUUUCUGCCUGUAUUCAAUCUGGGGGAAAAAAAAAAAAAACAAAAAACAAAAAAACACCUUUAUUUGCUUAUAAUUAAGGUCCCAAAACAGAAAUAUAUCUCAGUUGAAAUCAACGAGAACUUCUAUUUAUAGCAUUUGAAAACAAAACAAUAAUAAUAAAUAAAAAAAGGAUAUUUCUUACCUCUUGGUAUGCGUGCUUUUUUUUUUUAUUUCAUGGGGAUUAUUAAUUUGGUAUUUCAGCUCUGGUUUCAAUGCAGGAGCUGAAUAAAAAUAUUUUAAAAAAUACGCAAAUGGUCAAAAUUCUAAGAUGGACUCUUUGAAAGGGUGCAAGCCUGUGCUGUGUUAGGGGGAAGAAAAGGCAGGCUGCACGCUGUGCGAGAUCUGGAAGGCUGUCGUGGCGGGCUGCAAGGUGCCCGUUUGCUCCCGAGCCCGGCGGUGCCGGCCCCUUCCCGGUGCCGGCCCCUU